GACGUACAGUGUUGAUACUUGCAGCUUUGUGUGGAGCCCAGGAAGAGUAGCAAUCCCUUUGUGGGCUAAUAAAUAAUAAAGAUAUGAAGAAUAAUAAAACCAGUCAGAUUGGGAUUAUUAUGCCACAGAAGUAGGACCUCUCUGACCCCUAAAAAAUGACAUUUAGGGAGUAAAGUGUGGCUGGAGAAAUGUUAUUCCAUAAUUUGAUUUUUACUCAGUUUACUUUUGUUUACUGUAUUUAUGUUGUGUAGUUUAGUUGGCUGUUCAUAUAUAUGACACGCUUUAUUGUAAUGUGUAUCUUUCCCCGCGGCAGUCGUAUUUGGGGCUGUAAUUGUCAUAUUAACGAGCUCAUCAGCAGCACUUGAAUGCAGCAUCAGACCAUACCAAAGAGCAUAACGUCCCUCCCGGGAUUUUCACGCGUUCCGUUGCCAUGGAGCUGAGUUUGUUUUCUUCCUCCGGCUUACAUAAAGUGAGAGGUUGUGCUUUACAAGGAAGUGGAGAAAGUCGGGAUAAGUGUCCUCGUCGUCCAAACGUAGUGGGUACGUGAACAAACAAAGACUUUAAUGGACUUUUAGGGACACCGCGGUAAGAGGCUAAAGAAGUUCGUGCCAAACAAGGACACGCAGAGUGGCUGCUAGCUAAAGUUGUCCCCUGAACCCUCAGUGUGCAGCCUCUGUCUAACUCCAUAAUGAAAGGCCGGGUUGCAGAGGGCCGCCUGCAGGUCCUUCAAAUCUACCGCCUGCUGCAGUGCGUCCAUGAAGGGGACAAGGAGCAGAUAGAGAAGAUGGUGAAGCUCGGGGUUGAGAACCUCAUCAAUCUCACCGAGCCAAAAGAUGGCACAGGGGUGCUUCACGUCGCAGUCUCACACAGUGAUCAGGACCUGGUCAGCUUCCUUCUCUCACAGGGAGCGCACCCUGACACCCAGGACAAGAAUGGUCGCACCGCGGCCAUGUUAGCCACUGAGCAGGGCAAUGUUGCCAUACUGGAACUGCUGGCAAAGAGCAAUGCUAACCUGAGGCUUCAAGACAAUGAGAGCAAAGGUGUGCUGUUCUAUUGCAUCCAACCCACUAAGCGCCACACCCACUGCUUGCAACUAGCACUGAAGUGCCAGGCAGAUUCCAACAACGUGUCAACACAGGGGACUCAUGUCUUCCAGUUGAUGUGUGAAAAAGCCCACGAGGGAACCCGAAAGUGUCUCAUCAUGCUGGCUGCAGGAGCAGACCCCAAUGCAACAAAUCAGACCGGUGUCACAGCAUUGAUGGAGGCAGCCAAGGCCGGCUCCUUGCUGCUUGUUAAAAGCAUUCUAAAGAAAGGGGGAAACCCCAACGCCCUGGACCAAAAACGCCUCACAGCAGUGCAUUAUGCUGCCAUGGGGGGCUUUUUAGAGGUGAUUCAGGUGCUGUCUGCAUACUCAGCGGACAUGGGCGUGAUCAGCUUAGAGGAAUGCACACCGCUACACUAUGCUGCUGCCACGGGCAAUGCUAACUGCUGCAGGUUCCUGUCACAGAGAGGUUGUAACCCCAAACUGAAGAACCAGGAGGGUUUGCUCCCACGUCAGAUUGCCAAAGACGCUGGUCACAAAGCAGCAGCCAAGGACCUACGGAAAGCAGAACGGCAACAAGGAAAAGGCAAAAAAUCUGAUGGUGGCACUCCCACGUCAGAUGUCUGGGCCUUGAAUCUUCACGACUGGUCUAAUGUCUAUGAGACUGAAUUGCGGCAAGCCUUUGGGAACAAAUCCGACAUAGUUACCACCGAGAUGUUUAUUUCAGUGUUACAAGAACUCAAAGCUCCAGUCGAAAUUGACCAGCUCCAUACAGUCAUCUCAGCCCAUGACAAGGGGAAAGAGGGAUGUGUCAACAUUAAUGAUUUCAUCAAAGGUGUAAAGUACAUCAAGAAACCAUUCCUCUUCUCUUCUUAUAUGCCUAAAAAGAAAAAGGGAGAAAAAGGGGGUAAAGGAGGGAAGAAGAAGAAGAAGGGUAAAUAUGUCCUCCCCAUGCCCAUUUGCACACUCCUGCCUGAGCAUAUGCCCCGACGUCCGGAUGGAGGGCCUCCCCGCUUCAUGAUUGAGACAUACUACAACAGCUCAGAUAUCCGUCGAUUCGACCGUGAUCACCCGCCAGAACAUCCCAUAAUGAAUGACUCAGGGUGGUACAUGGAAAAGCCUGAGAAGGUGUACGUCAAUAUCAACUAUUGUGUGAAAAGUGGGGACCUGGAAUCUCUGGACCUCGCUUUCAGUCAGGGGGUUCCUGUGGAUGUUCAAGAUCAGUUUUACAAGACCCCGCUGAUGGUGGCCUGCUCCAGUGGCAACUACGAGGUGGCUCAGUACCUCCUGAGUCGGGGGGCGGAAGUGGAUGUGUGUGAUCAGUUCUUAUGGACGCCCCUCCAUCACGCGGCUCAUGCUGGCCAAGUAGAAAUUAUUGAACUUCUGGUGGAGGCCGGGGCCACUGUAGAUGCCCGGGCCCUCGGUGGAGGAACGCCCCUCAUGAGGGCCAUUGAGAGCUCUCGACCCUCCUGUGUGGAGGCCCUCAUUAAGGCGGGUGCCGAUGUCAAUGCAGAGAACAAGAAAGAACUAAACUGCCUCGACAUUGCCAGAGAUUUUGCAGAUUCCAGGACAAUUGACUUGGUCAAAGACAGAAUGGAUUCUCUACCUAAACCAAAGGAGACAGCAAAGGCAAAUGGGGGCAAAGCCCAAAAGUCUAAACCUGCUAAAGAAAAGGUAGUUACUACAGAAGGAGCAGUGCAGGCAGAGACAUCGACUGCAACAGCAGGGAAGACUUCCUCUCAGAAGGAUUCAAAGAGCGUCAUCCUGCAAAACACCAGGAUCACUACAGGAAAAAACAACACUGUGGAUAUCACCUUUGUGCCAAAAACGGUUUGGGGGAAGCCGCCCACCACCAGCCAGCUGAUGUCAAAGAUAGAGAGGCGGAAGGAGCUCUUAUCCCUCGAGUUGGACUUUGAUGACUUCAUGAUGCGACGGCUUCAGCCAGAACAUCCAGAGGAAAACACUGGAGCUGCCAAAAACGACAGACUAGACUGAAAGGAGGUUAGGCAGAGAGAGACACUCAGACAUUUAGGAAUUAUAGCCUGUUACCAAAGCUGACUGGCCACCUGGACCAGUUAUGGACGUUGGAUUUACUCUGGAUUCAUUCUUUUUAUGACAGCUGCUUUAAUUUACAGAUGAACAUUUUGUUGCUAAACCUGAUUUUCUAAUCUUGUCAUUUAAUAUCAGAACUUACAAUGACAUUGCAAAGAGGAGAGUAGAGGAAUUUAAUCAUGUUAACAUAGAAUCUUCUAGUAUCUGCUUUUAUUAAUUAUCACAUUUUUCUUAAAUUUCUACUUUAACAUAUUUCUUUCAACAUCAUACAGUACUGUAAAACCAUAAAGCUCAGCAGGGACUCUCUUGCAAAACUCUGUGGUACCAGACAGAUAUAUAUUUGUUUGUCAAAAUACUGAAACAUAAAGACACUGAAAACUGAAUAUAAAGAU
Molecule: messenger RNA, 3486 nt
Organism: Larimichthys crocea (large yellow croaker)
Lineage: Eukaryota; Metazoa; Chordata; Actinopteri; Sciaenidae
Gene: ankef1a
Product: ankyrin repeat and EF-hand domain containing 1a
Exons: 11
Coding region: 689-3037 (782 amino acids)
Molecular function (GO): protein binding; calcium ion binding
Source: RefSeq, a predicted model, not a curated record